AUGCGCCAUGGCACGCCCUCGCAGAUUGCGCGUAUUAUAACCGCCCCUGCGCUGUCCUGUCAUGGGAAAUAACCGGUCGCACUGACCGUACAAGACAGGCGACAAUGGCCGGGAAAGAAACAGCUGGACCCCGCUUAACGACGUCGAGUGGCAGUUGCAACGUGGACCUGGGUACAAGCAGUGCAGCCACUGAUCUAAACCAUGGCAGGUGCACGAGUUCACCGUGGCACGCCCUCCAAGAUUGCGUGAAAUUUGACAUCGGCUGCACUUCCGAGCCCUGGGAAAUAACCGGCUGUACUGCACGUACGGGAAGGGUGACUAUGGCCGGGAAAGAAACAGCUCGACCCUACUUGACGAUGUCGGGCGGAAGCUUCAACGUCGGCCAGGGUACGAGCAGUGCAGCCUCUGAUCUGGACUUUGGCAGGAAUUCACCACCUCCACCGUCCGUAGGGGACGAGGCGACUGUGGCCCAGAAAGAAACGGCUCGACCAUACUUUACGAUGUCGAGCGGCCACUGCCACUUGGCCCAGGGUACAAGCAGUGCACCCUCUGAUCUGGACGAAAGCAGGAACCCAGAAGGCGCCUGGGAACUGCCGCUGGGACAACAUGGGAACCAGGCUGCUAACACAACCCUCGUAUGCUUUCAGUGCCGCAUUACUUUCGCUUACGAGGAAGAUUUUCAUGAUCAUAUGAUCAACCACUUGACGGGUAGGAUCCCUGAAGGUGCCAGGGAACUGCCGCUGGGCCAACAAGAGAACCUGGCUGCUGACGCCAACCUCGUGUGCUUUAAGUGCGGGAUUGCUUUCAAUUUCUCGGAAGCCUUCCAAGAUCACAUGACCAACCACAUGAUCGGGAUGCCAGCCGGUACACAGCAAGCCGAAGCGGAGUGCGAGGGGCACUACGCCGGCAGCUCGUCAAACACGUGUCGUGCGUGUGGGAAGGUUUUCACCGAGAAGUGGAGCCUGCAGAGACACCUGCUCACGCACACGGGAAGGGUGACUAUGGCCGGGAAAGAAACAGCUCGACCCUACUUGACGAUGUCGGGUGGCAGCUGCAAUGUGGACCAGGGUACAAGCAGUGCAGCCUCUGAUCUGGACAAUAGCGGGAAGUCACCGCCUCCAUGGUCCGUACGGGACGAGGCGACUGUGGCCCGGAAAGGAACAGCUCGACCCUACUUUACGAUGUCGAGCGGCCACUACAACUUGGCCCCGGGUACAAGCAGUGCACCCCCUUAUUUGGACGGAAGCCGAGUUCCCGAAGAAACCGGAGAAGCAGCGUGGCAGCAGCGAGAGAACCCGGCUGCCAACAGAGUCCAUAAGUGUGACGUGUGUCAGUUCGGUUUCACCGACGCGGAGGCCCUGGAAGAGCACGUCUUUGACCACUGGCUUGGGAAAAACCACAACUGCUCCAAGUGUGGUAAACUGUUUGCGCACAAUUACCACCUCACGAGGCAUUUAGGUACGCACGGCGAACCGUCCUUUGAGUGCGGCGUGUGCGGCAAGAAAUAUCAUACCAAAGGUGCCUGCAGGAAGCACAUGCGUUCAUGCCGCGUAGAGGCACAGGACCGAGAAGCCGUCGAAGGGUCUCCUCCUUAACAAGGCAGCACCCGCCACGAAAGUGGUCGAGCACGCCGUCAAGCACUGUCGCCCCUGACGGUGGCAUCGGCAUCGGUGCGGGCGGAAGUUCGCCCGGGAGGAGUGACUUCCCUGGAUGUCACCCUGCCGCCAAGACGUGUCGUGUGCCUUGGUAGAAGAACUUGCCGUCUGGGCCUCAGCUAUUUUAGCUGUGCGCUAACUUCAUGACAAACAAAAUUGGGCUAAUUUUAUUCCUUGUGACUACGGCUGAAGAAUGGCUGCGAAUAAAGUUCUUACAGUGGUUAUUUCGAA
Dermacentor albipictus is the source of this 1886-nucleotide messenger RNA. Its product is annotated as zinc finger protein 555-like. Gene Ontology annotation, molecular function: DNA-binding transcription factor activity, RNA polymerase II-specific; chromatin insulator sequence binding; RNA polymerase II transcription regulatory region sequence-specific DNA binding. Gene Ontology annotation, biological process: regulation of transcription by RNA polymerase II. Gene Ontology annotation, cellular component: chromosome; nucleus. Lineage: Eukaryota; Metazoa; Arthropoda; Arachnida; Ixodida; Ixodidae. The record is from RefSeq and is a predicted model, not a curated record.